AUGGCAGAAGUGGAAGAAACCCUGAAGCGACUUCAGAACCAAAAGGGUGUGCAGGGAAUCAUCGUGGUGAACACAGAAGGAAUUCCCAUCAAAAGCACCAUGGACAAUUCCACAACUACACAGUACGCCAACCUCAUGCACAACUUCAUCUUGAAGGCACGGAACACCGUGCGUGAAACUGACCCCCAGGGUCAGUUACAAAUCCUUCGAAUUUGCUCCAAGAAAAAUGAAAUUAUGGUUGCACCAGAUAAAGACUAUUUCCUGAUUGUGAUUCAGAAUCCAACUGAGUAA
Orycteropus afer afer is the source of this 291-nucleotide messenger RNA. It is a transcript of the gene DYNLRB1, whose product is annotated as dynein light chain roadblock-type 1. Gene Ontology annotation, biological process: microtubule-based movement. The record is from RefSeq and is a predicted model, not a curated record. Bases 1 to 291 code for a protein of 96 amino acids. Lineage: Eukaryota; Metazoa; Chordata; Mammalia; Tubulidentata; Orycteropodidae. Gene Ontology annotation, cellular component: cytoplasmic dynein complex; cytoplasm; centrosome. The transcript has 2 exons. Gene Ontology annotation, molecular function: dynein intermediate chain binding.